Lytechinus variegatus (green sea urchin) is the source of this 1633-nucleotide messenger RNA. Its product is annotated as slowpoke-binding protein-like. The record is from RefSeq and is a predicted model, not a curated record. Lineage: Eukaryota; Metazoa; Echinodermata; Echinoidea; Temnopleuroida; Toxopneustidae. The transcript is spliced from 15 exons. Bases 40 to 1614 code for a protein of 524 amino acids. Gene Ontology annotation, molecular function: actin binding.
CCAAAAUUACCCAAUUGGCUCAAGCAGUCGAGGGACCGGAUGCUAUUGUGUUUAUUUUAUUUUACACGAAGAAGACAUGUGAUCAUGGACAUGAUGGAUGACUUGAAUUCGUUCGAAGGGACAUCCGAACCCCCUAAUUACUUACAAGAACACAUAUGGUUGCAAAUAGUGAUUGGGGUCGUGUCUGUCAUAUUACUUCUAGUCCUUAUCUACUUAUUCUACAAGUUAUACAGACGCUGCACUCGUUAUGAUUAUACUCCAUUGAAAGAAGAUCUUGCUCUGCCCGAAAAACUCUCUCAGGCCAGACAAAUCCAGCGGAAUGAAGUCCGAGAUGGUGCCCUCCUGAAUUUCCAGUUUUACAUGCGAUCUCACAACCCUAAAUACAGCUUCAGCCAACACCUUCCUGAUAUGGGUAGCCGUGUGGACAAGUAUUGGUUCUUGGUCAGAGAGCAUGGUCAUUGGAAGGAUCUUGUGGUAACGCAGUGUUCCAAGAGCCCUGUAUGCCCUCUGCCUUUCUCCUUCUCAAACCAGAAGACAAUAAGAGAUAUGCUGCUGGAUUUAAAGCACCCUUACAUCUGGCCUACCAUAGAUAUUGAUCUGUGGGAGGAGCAUGAGAUGGUAAUCUUGACACAAGAAUUCAAUUCAAAUGGAUCACUGAAGGAUUAUAUUUACAAUGUAAAACCAAGACAUGAUUGGUCGAAUAAAUAUGCUAUGCAGUCAAGGGGUCUUGCUCUGAAACAAAUCCGAUUGUAUGGUCUACAAAUACUUAAGGGAGCAUUAUACCUGCAAGAGAACGGGUUUCCACCACACUGUCACAUCCAAGCAGGCAAUGUCAUCAUGAAAAAAGGAGCUUGCAGAUUGGCGGGUUACGAGAACGUCUUCCUCGGGUACACGUCCAAACUCUUUCCUAUCAUAAGGCGUCUUCUGAAGGAUAAACCAGAAGCCAUCGACAGCAUUUGUAUGGGGCAUCUGCUGUAUGAAAUGGGUGCUGGUAGAGAAUUAGAAGAAGCUGUUCCUACGAGAGCACAACUCAAUAGGUGUAAAUAUUCAGAACUUAUUCAGCUGCUAGAAUUCAUCUUUGAUAUAGCAGGCGAUUAUCCUUCUCUGUCUGAUAUAGCAGAUCACCAUUUCUUCGCUGAUGUCAAAUUACCCGAGCUGAAGAAACAUUCACCAAGCAAUAUUCAUCUGACUGCAGCAAUGAAAGCUCUGAUCAAGGCGGCAAAGAAAGGAAAAGUUCUCAAAUCUCGCUCAAGGUCAAAUGCAAAUGCAAGGUCAUCUUUCAGAAAUAAGAACAAGAGUUCAUCCAAGCGAGCAUCGACGGCAACAAAUGGAGACGUGGCUAAUUCAAGUCAGAACAGACAACAAUCUUCAUCAGCGCCUGCUGUCACGAUAGCACCCCCUCCCCCUCCUCCUCCAGUCCAAUCUGCUAUCCCUCCUCCACCGUCAGUGCCAGCACCCCCGCCAGCAAUUGGAUUUGCCCCAGCUUCCAGUAACAGUAAUGCUGCAAGGGAUGUUCCAAAUGUGGAAGGCAGGGGCGCCCUCUUGAGUGACAUAAGGAAGGGUAUGAGCUUGAAGAAAACGGUCACCAGAGAUAAAAGUGCUCCAAAAGUGUGAUGCUUUUAGGGGAUGUUGU